AUGGCGGAGAUGCAACCUGUAGAGAUAGGACGCGCUGCAACUGCAGAUGAGCUUCUCACGAAGUUUGUUCAGGCAACUGACAUGAACGCGAUACUGCUUAAGGACUUUGUGAGCGAUGUUUGCGGAAAUCCAGAUCUACUUGCGUGGGCAAAGGAGCUAUGCGCUGUAGGAGAGCCGGUUACGGAUCAGCUGUGCUAUUACGAAGGUCACGAGUCAAAGCCUGGAGAGUCCUUCAGGGAUCAGCUGCAGAGGCAGUUGCAGGACGAUCUUCAGACAUGCGGUCAAGACCUGGAUCGAGCAUCUGUGAGUGCAGAACUUGCAGACGGAAGCCCCGGUGCUGUCAAGGCAUUGAUGAAACUGUUUGACCGGCUUAUGCAGCUACUCGACCUCUGCAUUGCGGAUGGUGGCAGGGAGGAGAUGCGAUGGAAGCUGAAGAUAGAAGUGAACCAGGAUGGAGCUUGCACCAAGUUCCAUGAUGACAAUGUCAAGGUUCGCUUUGCUUUGGUUCUAGCGGGUGAUGGCACGGUGCUUCAUGACAACAGCAAGGUUGACUGGGACUUCUACACGUCCUGUGAAGGUGUGAUCCCCGCUCUGGCAGAGGAUCCCGAUCUGACCCCAGAGAAGGCCCGCAAGGCCAUCCUGCAGUGGAACCAGAAGGUCUGUGGGAAUGAAAUACCCACUGCGCCAGGGGACCUCUCUGUGAUGAAGGGUGGGCGGCUUACGAAGCGGCCCUGCCUUCACAGAGCACCGUACUCUGCCGGUGAGGGUCGUGAGCCUGCUCACCUCCUCAUUACGCUUGACCGCAUCCCCAAAGACGAGCUCCAGGAGUUUGUUGACAUGGACUUCGGUGAGGGUGCGGAAGAAGAUGAGACCAUGGAACAGCCGGUGAAGCGUGCUCGUGCUGGCCCGUAUUGA
Messenger RNA from Symbiodinium pilosum, 915 nucleotides. NCBI's taxonomy places the organism in Eukaryota, Dinophyceae, Suessiales, Symbiodiniaceae. The record is from the annotation of a GenBank genome assembly.